CAAAGUCUCAAACAAAUCUAGGUUAGGUCUACAUUUGGUUUUACUUCUAAGAAGAUAUGUCAAUGCCUGCUUUGUGAUUGACACACUGUAUUGAUCAUUUUAGACUGACCGUUGUUACAUUUUGUUAUCAGACAGUAAAAGUGUGUUUAUUCCUGUCUGUACAGAUGGUGUGAGAGAGCGGUCUGAUGUGUUUGCCUCGGCCUGUGCCAUCGCCCGGCCUUCCCCAUAUUCUCCCGUUGCUCUGCCUCUUCCCACAGGACAGAGAAGACGCAACUCACUGGAGUUGCGUCAAAUAUACUGUAUUUGACUGGGUAUGUAUUUUUGUCUUCAGGAGAUUAAGGCAGUGGGGACAGAACUGGGCGUUACUCCUGUCAUAAUUCGUGGAGAGGAACUGAAACAGAAAGGAUUUGGAGGUACUGUAUCAGGAGAAGGCUUGUUAUAAUGGCCAUGCAUCCAAAGCCUUGGCUAGGUGUUAGGCUUCCAUUUGAAGCCAUUUUAGCUAUGGAUUGGAACUCCAAUCUGUUGGGUUCUUUGCUUGCAAUCACACAGAUGUGUGUGGGCCAGUUAGAAAAGCGUUUUUCAAACUGGCUGUACUCUUGUGCAGUGUUUAAACAACAACAUAAAUAUGUACUGUAUGUAUCAGGUCACGUGUGGACCACAUGCUUUCUUCCACUUCCCUUUUAGAGUUUUCUUGGUACAUUGCCGUGAAAAAGUAUUUGCAUAAUGGGACCCUUGUCAUCCAAAAAGUUGGCUCAUGUUUUCCAAAAAGCACCUGGAUGAUCAUCAAGACUCUUGGAAGAAUUUCCUAUGAGAAUAUAAUUCAAAAGUAUCCCUUUUUGGGUGACAUGGGUCCCAUUAUGCUUGGUGAAAACCAAACACUACAUUCCACAGUAAAAACCUCAUACCAACGGUCAGAAUGGUGGUGAUAGUGUGAUAGUUUGGGGAUGUUUUGCUGCCUCGGGACCUCUGCGACUUGCCUCAUAGAAGGAACUGUGAUUUCUGCUCUGUAUCAGAGAAUUCUACAGGAGAAUGUCAGGCCAUCCGUCUGCGAGCUGAAGCGCAGCUGGGUCAUGCAGCAAGACAAUGAUCCAAAACACACAAUCAAGUCUACAUCAAUCAAAUUUUGACCUAAUCGGCCUCCCGGGUGGCGCAGUGGUCUAGGGCACUGCAUCGCAGUGCUAGCUGCGCCACCAGAGUCUCUGGGUUCGCGCCCAGGCUCUGUCGCAGCCGGCCGCGACCGGGAGGUCCGUGGGGCGACGCACAAUUGGCAUAGCGUAGUCCGGGUUAGGGUAGGUUUGGCCGGUAGGGAUAUCCUUGUCUCAUCGCGCUCCAGCGACUCCUGUGGCGGGCGGGCGCAGUGCGCGCUAACCAAGGGGGCCAGGUACACGGUGUUUCCUCCGACACAUUGGUGCGGCUGGCUUCCGGGUUGGAGGCUAGCUGUGUUAAGAAGCAGUGCGGCUUGGUUAGGUUGUUCUUCGGAAGACGCAUGGCUUUCGACCUUCGUCUCUCCCGAGCCCGUACGGGAGUUGUAGCGAUGAGACAAGAUAGUAAUUACUAGCGAUUGGAUACCACGAAAAGGGGGUAAAAUAAAAAUAAAAAAUAAUAAUAAAAUCAAAUAUAUAUAUAUAUAUAUAUUUUUUUUUGACCUAAUCCCAAUUGAGACGUUGUGGCAGGACUUGGAACGAGCAAUUCAUGCUUGAUGCCGCUGAGUUAAAGCAAAUGCCGCUGAGUUAAAGCAAUUCUGCAUGUAAGAGUGGACCAAAAUUCCUCCACAGCGACGUGAGAGACUGAUCAACAACUACGGGAAGUGUUUGGUUGCAGUCAUUGCAGCUAAAGGUGGUACAACCAGUUAUUUAGUAUAAGGGGGCAAUUUCUUUUUCACACAGGGGCAUUGUGUGUUGCAUAACUUAGUUUAUUAAAUAAAGUAUGUAAUUGUUGUGUUAUUUGUUCACUCAGGUUCCCUUUAUCUAAUAUAGGUUUGGGUUGAAGAAGUAGAGCAAAUUAAAAAGGGGGCAUACAGCUCUGUAUGUUCGUUUGGUGGUUCUCCUCUCUGUUUUGUCUUUGAAUGUACAACGUUUCUAUUCAGCUUUGUUACUUUCUCAACAAAACAAGCUGAUGUAAUGGGACCCAAGAGAUUUUGGCAAAAAGGAAUGUCAAAUUAAAUUAAUUUUUCCACAUUGGAACAAAGUGUGUAUUCUGGUUUAUGAGUUGUCAUGAUGCACAUACACUCAUCAUGGUUCUCUGACUGAUAACACAACAUUAGUUUCUGUGAUCAUCAACUCGAUCACUUUGGACCGUUUGGGCCUUCAGAGAUCUAUGGAGUGGGCAAGCCAGGGGUGAACCCUCCUGCCCUUGCAGUCCUGAGUCACAAACCAGAUGGUGCCACCCAGACUAUUGCAUGGGUGGGCAAGGGCAUCGUGUAUGACACCGGAGGUCUCCGCAUCAAGGGAAAGGUAAAAAGACCAACAUGCCUGGGAUGAAAGAGACUGGUGAGGCAGCAGCCAUUUUUAGGAGCUUUCAAAGCUACUGUCAAUCAGGGCUUCAAGGACAAUCUCCAUGCCGUAUUCUGCCUGGCGGAGAAUGCAGUCGGACCCACUGCCACACGGCCAGAUGACAUCCACACGCUCUACUCUGGAAAUGGAGAUCAAGAACACUGAUGCUGAAGGCAGGCUAGUGCUCUCUGAUGGUGUGGUGUAUGCCAGCAAGGACCUCUCUGCUGACAUCAUCCUGGAUAUGGCCACUCUGACAGGGGCACAGGAACUGGAACACUCUGUCACACAUCAAUCCAGAGCAUCCCAAACAUGCUCAAUUGGUCACAUGUCUGCUUAUGCCUGCCCAUACAGUAACCCCACCGCCACCAUGAGGCACUCCGUUCACAAGGCUAACAUCAGCAAACCACUCGUCCACACGACACCAUACAUGUGGUAAGCGGUUGUGAGGCCGGUUGGAAGUACUGCCAAAUUCUCUAAAAUUAUGUUGGCGGUGGCUUAUGGUAGAGAAAUUAACAUUCAAUUAUCUGGCAACAGCUCUGGUGGACAUUCCUGUAGUCAGCAUGCCAAUUACACACUCCUUCAAAACUUGAGACAUCCGUGGCAUUGUGUGGGUGGCAAAACUGCACAUUUUAAAGUGGCCUUUGUGUCCCCAGCACAAAGUGGACCUGUGUAAUGAUCAUGCUGUUUAUUCAGCUUCUUUAUAUGCCACACCUGUCAGAUGGAUGGAUUAUCUUGGAAAAUGAGAAAUGCUCACUAACAGGGAUGUAAUUCAAGUUGUGCAAAACAUUUUAGAGAAAUAAUAUUUUUGCGUGAAUGGAACAUUUCUGAGAUCUUUUAUUUCACUUCAUGAAACAUGGGACCAACACUUUACAUGUUGCGUUUAUAUUUUUGUACAGUGUACAUUCAAUAUAAACAUGUCAUCAUACAUCAUCUUACCUUCUUUCACUUUAGUGAAUAACCAUAGUUCCUAUAUAACAAAUGACUACAUUAGUAUAUGUUUCCAACAAUGGUUGAAUUUGUGUGUGGCUCUCCUAGUGGAAAUAGGGGAUUUCCACAGGGAAGUACCAUUGUGCUGUGAUGACCAACAGUGAGCAGUGGGAGACGGCGUGUGUGAAGGCGGGCCGCAGCAGCGGGGA
Molecule: messenger RNA, 3628 nt
Organism: Salvelinus fontinalis (brook trout)
Lineage: Eukaryota; Metazoa; Chordata; Actinopteri; Salmoniformes; Salmonidae
Product: probable cytosol aminopeptidase
Exons: 6
Coding region: 2557-2928 (123 amino acids)
Biological process (GO): proteolysis
Cellular component (GO): cytoplasm
Molecular function (GO): manganese ion binding; metalloaminopeptidase activity
Source: RefSeq, a predicted model, not a curated record